Molecule: messenger RNA, 1761 nt
Organism: Akanthomyces muscarius
Lineage: Eukaryota; Fungi; Ascomycota; Sordariomycetes; Hypocreales; Cordycipitaceae
Exons: 5
Coding region: 1-1761 (586 amino acids)
Source: RefSeq, a predicted model, not a curated record
AUGGCUUCGACAAACACAAUUGGAGGGGCCGGCCACAGCCUUCCAUUUGUUUUCUACUUUUUGGCCGCUGUUACUUCUGUCCUGGCUCAUGUCGAAAAGGCAGAAAGCAUGCAAGGUCACGGUGGCACAAUAGACGAAGCGGCAUUCAAAAAUGCGACUGAAUACCCAAGCACCUAUUUUGCGCACACUAAACAUGUCGGCACAAUAUAUGCCCAUAUCACACUUAUGGUUCUAGCCUGGGUUUUUGUUUUGCCAAUUGCUGUGAUGCUUUCAAUUGCGAAGUCUAGAUAUACACUCACUGUUCAGCUCGUUUUUAUUGCUGUCAAUGCAGUCGGUAUUUCUAUUGCUACUGUGUAUAAUGCCCUCACGCCUGAUCUCUAUCCCAACAAUGCGCACCAUAAGAUUGGCUGGAUCAUUACCUGGAUCACGGCUGCCCAUACUUUGGUUCAGCUUGCGGGCCGACUCACCGAUACUUGGAACAACAAGACCUCGCGUGCUGGCUACCAAAUACUCCACUCGCUUCCGCCUGAGCGUGAUUCUACUCCGUGUGCGCAAGACAGCUACUAUUGCCAGGAGGGCCGAGCAUCCAACGAUAGCGGCCAGGGAACGGCUUCGCAGUCAUCUUCUGUUCGCAGCGACUCUGCUUCGACCAUAUGUGCGGACGAUGGCGGCGGCAUUCGAAGCGAAUAUUCCAAGGAACACGGCGAUGAUAAUGACGAUGACGAAUUCGGGACUCUGCCGCUCUCUUCUCCCACUCCAGUGGCCAGAAUUACACGGAUUCUAUCUCACAGCAUCUGGAAAUAUGUUGAGAUGGGAUACAAAUUGGUAGAUCGCGUUAUUCUACCAUUUGGUUUUAUUGCACUGACUACCGGAAUUGUUGCCUUCGCUCGCUUUUUCGAAGGACACGCGAUCUUUGGAGGGCUUGCGCAUUGGAUUAAGGGCGGAGUUUUAUUUUGGCUUGGGCUUUUCAACCUCGGUCGAUGGUCUGGCAGCUUCGCAGAGCUUGGCUGGGCUUGGAAUCUUAGGCCAAAGGCGAGCAGCCAGCAGGAACAAAAAUUCCGCCCGUCUGCUGAAUUUGUAGAGAGCUCUCUCAUUUUGUUCUAUGGCUCGACAAAUAUUUUCCUGGAACAUCUGGGCGGCUGGGGCGGUGAAUGGACAGCGCAAGAUCUUGAGCACAUGGCUAUUACCGUGCUGUUCAUCGGAGGUGGUCUGUGCGGUAUGUUGGUUGAGUCAAGUCAUAUUCGCGAUUUGCUCAACACCACUACCACUGCUGUGCCGAUUCAUUCGUAUUCCAACGAAGAGCAAGAACGCCUCGAGGCGCCUGAAACGUACGAGCUCUCUUUGAACCCCAUCCCAGCUCUAGUCAUUCUUCUCCUUGGCAUCAUGAUGAGCUCCCAUCAUCAGGCAACCACGACAGCAAGUAUGGUUCACAAGCAAUGGGGCACACUGCUACUUUGGGCAUCUGUGGCGCGUGGCCUCUCUUAUGUGCUGCUCUAUCUCAAGCCACCGAAGUCAAUCUUCCCGUCUCGCCCACCUACAGAGCUCCUGACCUCUUUCGGCCUUAUUGCCGGUGGUAUCAUCUUUAUGGCUAGUAGUGCAGAUACCGUGAAUGGCAUGAUUCAUUACGACCUGGACGCCAUGUUCUUCUACACGAUUACCAUGGGGCUGGUAGGGCUUCUCAUGGCCUGGGAAAUUACCGUCCUGUCGAUCAAGGGGUGGGCUGUUCGCAAAGAGCUUGCUCUAAGUGGCUGGCCUCUUUGA